UACCGCCCUACCACUCCAUCCACAGUCCGCCACGACAUCCCUAGCGUUGCGCGCCACUUCGAUGUCUAUUAUAGCUGUCUUGGUCUUCGUAGCAGAAAGGUCCCUGCCUUUUUAUGAUUCCUUUGGGGGCUAAGCGCGUGUCUACAGCGUGGUUCGUCGUCACUCCCUCCUUGCGGACACUAGGGGGUUCAUACCCCGCGCUAAUUCGAUGGAGUCUCCCGCCGUCCAGCGCGCCUGAAACAGAAACCAUUCUGUAUUUCCACCCUUUAUUCAAGGGGCAGGUACGCCAAACGGGCCCCUCUUUCCAUCUCCCAUCGGAGUAUGAACGGAGACUACAUCUGCCGCGUGCAUGCGAUUGCACGUGCGCUAUUGAGCCGUCACUUGGUUGCUAUACACGGCGGACCGCUACGCUAGCCUGCUCGGUCAAGCACGUGGUGUAGAGAUCGAGGCAAUGUGGUUGCACGCGCUCCGGCAGCAAUGGUCGAGGUGCUCGCUGUUCAGUGCCAAUCGAGUACGACUGGGAACGAUGUGUGACGAUUUGAGUUCUGGGCGGAGGAGGUUUAUAUGGACUGUGGGAGCUUGAUCCUUCUUUCGAUAGUUGGUAGUGACGAACGUUCACAUGAUACUUCAAACUUAUCAC
Messenger RNA from Aureobasidium pullulans EXF-150, 640 nucleotides. RefSeq lists its product as uncharacterized. The record is from RefSeq and is a predicted model, not a curated record. The transcript has a single exon. Lineage: Eukaryota; Fungi; Ascomycota; Dothideomycetes; Dothideales; Saccotheciaceae. The coding region runs from base 114 to 440 and encodes 108 amino acids.